CGCGUUAUUGAACGGACAGCUGCCGUUUACCCUCAGCUGUCGGUACACUGUUGCCUUGCUACAGUGCAAUUUAACACCUUCCAAGUUCCCACUACAAAAGUUGCACCAGUCCUAGAUCAGCCCAUGCAGCCCACUAGGUAAAGGUCACACCCAGACAGCAGGACAUAUCACAUAUAACUGGACUGCAGCAUGUGACUAUUGCAGCAAUGGAGCCCCUCAAGCUGGGAGUGCGUACACAUCCCCCAGGCCUCACGCUGGUGUACCGCAGCGCAGCUGGGAAGGAGCGCUACAGAGUGAUGCCUAUCAGGUUCCUCAACAAGUUUGGCUCAGUUGAAAAUGUCUUGAAAGAAGUGAAAGACAGACAUCAACCAUUUUUAGAUAAAGUCCCAGAUGUCAGAAUAGAGAAGAUGUUGCGCAUCCUUCAGGAGGUGGAGCGUGGCCGUAACCUGGAGGAAGCAACAACCAUGGUGGGGCUGGAGUAUUCAGUUGACCCAGAACAGGACCUUAACAAGCUGGAUGAUGCAAGUCUUGAUAAAAAGAAAAAGGUUAUGAACACCAGCUUUGAGAAAAACUGUGUCCGUCCAGGAGAUCCUGAUUAUGAGUAUGACAAGCAGGUAGACUUUGGCAGUGGUGCAAAGGUGGAAGCAGGCUGGGACUCACCAGAUGAAGACUUCUGGUCAUGAGCUGCACAUUAGCUGCCUUGUUGUAGUGAAGUGCUCUGUAACAAGUGUGUCUGGAGGGCCUAGGUGAGGGAGGGCUGCUGGUCCUGCUGCUGUUGGCUCCUCAUUGCAUUCUUGACACAUGCUUUGAAACCUGCCCACCCCUCAGAGGGUUCUUGUUGCUGAAGGAAAAGAAAUGUGUUAGCAAGUAGUUCAGAAGAAUAUGGCUCACAGGCAAAGCUGUUCUAAUUUAAGGGAUGCUGGAUUAAUUAAUAGUGUACUGUCUCAAGGAGUGCUGAUUGGUCCUGGGUUGUAUUCUGUCAUCUGAUUAGUAACUGAUUUGAUUGUGCUAUGUCAUCUGAUUAAUAAUUGAUCUGAUUGUGCAACUACUUCCUGGAUCAUGCAUUCUUCUACAUGAUUGGUGUUUGCCACUCCCCACUAUAGUGACCUGUGUUGCCACUUCAGCCAACACAAUGUCAAGCACUCUUUUAUUGAUAUUGUCUUUAUUAGUUAUGUAUAUGGAUUAAUGGUUUUCUGUGCUGAUUGCUGCUGAUACUGCUUUUUAGCAUCUUUACUCACUUUGGUAAGCAGCCUUCUUCAUCUAUAUUGUUCACUUAUGCAUUACAUUCUUUGUGGUGCCACACAUCUACUUUGUCCUCAUGCUGCCAAACUUCAGCCUGACUCACCAUAAUGUUUUUGGUUGCACAUACCAAAUGGAAUUUCAUACACUACUACACUUUCCUUCUCCUUGACAGUGUGCACCAUUUCCUUAUUAUGUCACAUAUCUUCUUUUUUGCAGCAGUCACUAUAUGCAUAUUUGUGUUACUUUUAUGGUGAGUGUGCAUGUUAGAUGAGAGUGAGAAACAAUUAAGUAUUUCACUUGACAAUAUAUAGCAUGUAAAGUUCAAAAUCCUCAAAGUUCAAACCAUUGUUAAUUGAGAGUUGACUGUAUAGUGUAUGAAAUUCCGUGUGACGGGUGCAACUGAAAACAUUAUGACAAGUAAGGCACACACGCACAAAUGCAUAAAGAAAUCAGGUGAUGUAAAAAAAUUUUAUCUACUGCAUAAAGACAGACCACUGGGAAGAUAUUCUCUCUCUCUCUCUCUUGAACAUUAAGAACAAAAAGGGCAUGUACUCCACACAAAUUCAUUUUUAAAAGCAAUAAAACCAAGUUACAAGACCAUGUAUCCAAACCAUGAAUAAUAUGACAUCAAACAAAAUGUUAAUUUAGUGACUGACACUAGCUCAAUAUGAAAUGGUACAAGAAAGGAUAUUAUUAAAUCAGCCAUCUGCCAUCUAAGUACCCCUGGAAUGUUACUUUAGUGACUGGCACUAACUCAAUAUGCAAUAGUACCACAAAGGAUAUUACAUCAGCCAUUUAAGAACCUUUGGAAAUCUUAUAAAUCCCUGGGGGUUCACAAAUUCCAGGUUGAGAACCCCUGCUAUAAAUGAAAAUAUCUUUUACAUCACAUUUUUCAUAUGUUAUGUGUGUAUGUGUGUGGUAUGCACACAUGUGGGGACUUUCCAGUCAUCCCACCAGCCUAUCACAGUAUACGAGUACAAAAGGUAAAGGCACCUUGAAAUCAAUUCCCAGAUAUGUGGCAUUCUCCUCAGUUUAGCAGAGAAAGAAAAUAGUGCAUUAGUGAACCAUAUAUAUGAAGAAUGCCACUUACCAUAGUGGAUAAAGUGAAAAUGCUAAAAAGUGUUAUCAGCAAUCAGCACAGAAAAGCAUUACUCUAUAUACAUAACAACUAACAAAGACAAUAUCAAUAAGAGUGGAUGACAUUGUGUUGGCUGAAGUAGCACAGGUCACUACAGUGGGGAGUGGCACACACCAAUCAAGUAGCAGAAUGCAUGACCCAGGAAGGAGUUGCACAAUCAGAUCAGUUGCCAAUCAGUCGCCAAACUGAUGACCGAAGACACAAUCUGGAACCAAUCAUCAAUUCUCAGUACAGUACACUACUAAUCCAGCAUCCCUCUAAUCAGAACAGCUUGGCCUUCAAGCCAUAUUCUUCUGAAGAGCCUCACGAGUUAGAGUAGUCACCAUCAAAGUAUUCAAUUCCAA
Molecule: messenger RNA, 2724 nt
Organism: Portunus trituberculatus (swimming crab)
Lineage: Eukaryota; Metazoa; Arthropoda; Malacostraca; Decapoda; Portunidae
Product: centrosomal protein of 19 kDa-like
Exons: 5
Coding region: 207-683 (158 amino acids)
Biological process (GO): microtubule anchoring at centrosome; trans-Golgi to periciliary membrane compartment transport
Cellular component (GO): ciliary basal body; centrosome; centriole
Source: RefSeq, a predicted model, not a curated record